AUGGACGAUCCAUGGGGCUCCCCGUGGGCAUCAUCUACCGACAAUACAAAUGCGCCUUCCACCAGUCCCUCCAAGACUAUCAUCGAACCUCCACCACCCGCCUUCCUCUCCACCCCGAGCAACCUGAACCUACCUUCCAGCCAGUCAGCCUGGCUCGACGACGAUGCCUUUGGCGAUUGGGCAUCCCCUGACCCCGGACAGGCUGCGAAUGCAUCUCCGUGGACUUGGGGCAACGAUGCCACGCCAAUCGAAGGUCUGACACCGAGCUAUGAGCCCAAGCCUAGAAGGAAGAGCAGCACACCCAGGUGGCCUCGAAGCCGAUCACCCUCGCCGGGACUGAGACCUCCCAUUACUCCCAACACCGCCCCUCACAGCGCUUCCCCCGGCCAGCCUUCACCUGACCCCUGGGCGAACCACGUAUCGACCUAUACAAGAGACGACCCCGAACCCUUGGCCGAUCUUCCCCAGAUACCAGACGUCCCGCCGCUUGUGCUCGAGCAAGCGCAGAUCGGUCUGGGCUUAAAGAAUACGCCCAAUGCGUUUGAAAGGGAAUUCAUUGCCCAUACGCCAAUAACUACACAAUUCGCCGAACCUCUUGCCGACCCCUCACACGAAUACCUACAGUUCAGCGAUACUCCGAUUUUCGAUCGAUUCCCAACUACUCCCAAGCACGAUCACGAUGUCGCUCAUUCAUCAGCCUCGGCCUCAGCCUCGUCUGACAACGAUGACGAACACGACGGACAGACAGGCGCGAGGCACGCUGACUCCCCUAUAACCUCUAUCGAAGACAAUACGUUACCGAAACCUACGCAGAGGAAAGCCUCUGGCAAGGUUCUGGAGCUCGUUGAGAUGUACGACGGCAUUGCCAAGCGAAACACAGAUUCCCCCGAGAGGGCGCCUUCAUUACGCCGUAGUGUAAGCCGAGGGCCCGACAUUGGCUCAGGAGAUUUACCCUGCCAGAGAACUACCGAAGACUACCUGGCAGAAGAGGAUCAGGAGCAAAUGGAAUCUCGCGACACGCUGGAGCCGACCGCAAAGGAAUCACUGGAUAAAGGGAGCAAAGUUGAAGAGGAGACCAUCAAGAUUGACAAGCCAACACGCCCAGAACACGAGCCCUUCAAGGUUGACCUUCAACACCUUGAAGCUCUCCUGCUAGACGUCUCCUUGCAUGAAUCAGUUUCACCCGAAGAUGUACCGGAUCGAGUCAUACACGACAGCUUCGUGAGCAUCUCCGAGCGCAAGAUGUGGUAUCGAUUGUCCCGCCAUGAGUCUUUGCGCAAGCACAAUGCGGGAGACGACGACAAUUAUGUCCGAAUCAACUGGACGAAUUCCACUCUCCGGCAAGAAACGUUGAAAACUGUUCGUCGUUGGAUAGAGGAAGAUUCGUUCGGAGGACGACCUUUCCGAGGAGGACUGGCACGAAAUGCGGGCGGCAAAAGCUUCGGCUGGGACGCGACUACAGCAGCAUCUCCGGUCGAUCUCGACAGAGUAUUCGGCCGUAAGGCAAAGCGGAAAGCGUCCAUCCACCGUCCAACACAUUCAAUAAGCGGCCUGCCCUCGCUAUCGGCAGCUCCUAUUCUCCCUGGCUCUACGGGGAGCACGCCAGCCAUGGGACAAAGCAACGACAAUUGGGAGGGUCUGGCGACGUUUGGCUGGAGCAGCGGGCCUGGGGAUAUAAAACCACCAUCGGGAACGGCGAUGCAAAAGCCUCAGGCUACGGGUAUACCACUACCUCUGGCCUUCACUGGGUUUGACAACGCGCCAAAGUCACAUGCGUCCCUCCCGGCGUUCAUCAAGCCGACCGCGCCGACACCUCCACCAGCACUCAGCGCUACGAGCUUAAAGGAGAUUGAGGGUGCGGAUGCGGGUGUAGAUGCGGAUGACGAUGAAUGGGGAGACAUGGUUUCUCCAACGACGGCUGAAGCAACGGAUUCCACUUCCCUUCCCAAGACUAGCUGGGAUUCAUUCUCGACCAACCCACUAGCCGAAGUCACGAGCAUGCCGCCUCCCGAUGCCUUCCUGACUAGCAGUCACCCGGGAGCCGAUGCACUCCGCACCGGGAAUAACAAAGAAAAUGAUUCCCGUAACAAAUCAGGACUGUGGGAUAUUGGCAAUGUCAUCAGCAGCCCCACCCCCGCCUCCACAAUGUCUGCGGCAGCAAGUAUACCCCAAAGCCAAGACGGCCCUCUCAGCCCGCCAGCAUCUGCGAAUACAUACACAUUCAGACCGGCGUCUACGGUUAAGCGACCAGCAAAUAUAUCCAUCGCAGCCAACCUCAACGACCCGCCGGACCCAUUGCUGUCUGGUAUUACCGGCGUAUCUGCGGGAGGGCCUGCUGAAACCCCACGCACAACGGGCUUCCAGACGCCGUCCACGGCGCAACCGCCCAAGACGAGCACCGAGGGUUAUGAUUUUGUGCAACAAUUUGUGCGUGAGCUGCCAGAUUUAUCGUAUAUGCUUAGAUGA
This is a messenger RNA of Colletotrichum abscissum, 2466 nucleotides long. RefSeq lists its product as uncharacterized. The record is from RefSeq and is a predicted model, not a curated record. The transcript has a single exon. Bases 1 to 2466 code for a protein of 821 amino acids. Lineage: Eukaryota; Fungi; Ascomycota; Sordariomycetes; Glomerellales; Glomerellaceae.